AUGCCGAGCACUCGGUCGAAAGCCGUGACCGAAAAGCCGGGUGCAAAGGAUCCCAAAACAGAGGCACUACAAUCAGUUGCUGUUCCUCAUAAAACAUUUAUCUUGCCUUCAAAAAGAAGCGAUGCCUCCAGAUUCCUGACACUCCCUAAUCCGAGCUCCGGAGUCCUCAGCCGGUAUUUCUUCGAUCCGACAGCUGGCCUGUACGAGUUCACGGCCGUUUCUUCGACGCAGUUUGCCCCGAAGAGCAUCUUAUUCGCCGCAAAAGAUGGCGAAGAAGGGGAAGACAAGCAUAGGUUUAGGAGCUAUGUUUUAAAAAAGGCCGAGCUUCUAAUUGCGACGCCAAUUGAUGUUUUAUUUUUUAUGCUACCGAUUGUCGCUCCAGCUGACAAUGCCGGCUCAACGUCAAACAUGUUUCAGCCGCUUGAUGACAUUCUCGACUCCCAGGACGAACUGUCUCAACAUCUCCGCCAUGUUCUCUACGAUAUCACGUUUAGGCCAACGCUCGAGCGGCGGAUGCAAGCAAUCUGUGAUAUUAUGGACGCUGCAGAUGAGACGUUGUAUCGAUUUAGUGAGCAGAAGCUACUCAACGAAUUGAUUGCAAAGGCCAACCGAAUGGUCGCCCAAGGCCUCCCUGCAAGUUUAGAGGAGAAUUUCAUCCGGAGAGUCCUCGAUCCUCCUUUAAUGAGUGUCAAGCGUGACGAUGUUGUGACCACAACGGUUUCAGCCACUGCGAGCAAAGAGGACAGCCAGGACCUAGAAGUCGAGGAAACGCAAUCGGCCUCUGCUACGACCGUCAGUACUAUAUCUGGACAACCGUCCGGACUUGCGACGCCAGCCACGCAGCCAUCCACUGUAGAUGAAAUAUCAUCUUCAGAGAGCAUUGCGCGAUUGCUCCGGCUCCGCAUUGCUCUUUCUUUUAUGAAGCAGUCUUAUUUGCCAAUUCACCUGGUAAACAAAGUGGAAGAUUCUCUCAAAUUAUCCGAGAGCCCCCUCGAUUUUACACCCCUGGAAACUCGAUUGAAAGAGCUGGCCGAUCUUCGAGCUGAAGCUCUUGCAUCUCAUGCAAUCGGGGAUUACACUCGCAAGCGCGGAUUUGAAGAGGACGAUGAUGCCGAACGCGCUGAGGCAAAACGCAGAAAGGAGGAAGAGAAGAAAAAGGCGUCAGAAUCUCGUGGGGUUCGAGAACUCAAGAAGGUCAACACUUCCGGCAUGAAGAAGAUGAGCGACUUUUUCAAGAAGAAAUCUUGA
Talaromyces atroroseus is the source of this 1248-nucleotide messenger RNA. RefSeq lists its product as hypothetical. Bases 1 to 1248 code for a protein of 415 amino acids. The record is from RefSeq and is a predicted model, not a curated record. The transcript has a single exon. Gene Ontology annotation, biological process: RNA catabolic process; ribonucleotide metabolic process. NCBI's taxonomy places the organism in Eukaryota, Fungi, Ascomycota, Eurotiomycetes, Eurotiales, Trichocomaceae. Gene Ontology annotation, cellular component: nucleoplasm; ribonuclease H2 complex.